AUGGCCAAAGGGGCGAAGAAGCAUUCCAAACCCUCCAAAGGCGUCUCGAAAAAAAAUAGCAAAAAUGACCCUCGCAAGCGAAAGGGCAAAACCGCCAACCCCGCCAGCAGCAUCAGCCACAACCUUCGGGCCGAGUUGGAGGCGGUGGUCCGGGCGAUCGAACGCGAGGAGCCGGCCGAGCCCCCGAUCGCGACGGUGAAGAAGGAGAAGCCCGCCGAGAGGCGGCGGCGGGAGAUGGUGGAGAAGGAGGGGAUUGAGGUGAAGUCCGGGAUGACCCUACGCCAGGCCUGCACGAUCGCCGACCGGCGGAAGCGGCAGCAGCAGCCCCCGAAGGGCCCCGACGUCCUCUACGCGCGGGAUGGAGGGGAGCCCGCCAACGGCGAGCACACGGAGGAGGACUACAGCGAUACCGCCAACGAGCGCGCGGCGGAGUACCGCCGCGGGGGGUAUCAUCCGGUCGUGGUGGGGGAUAUCUACCACAAUCGAUACCGCAUAGCAAAAAAACUCGGCUGGGGCUACUUUUCGACCGUUUGGCUCGUCUGGGAUUACCAAGAUGAGCGCUACCAGGCCAUGAAGGUCCAAAAGUCGGCCAAGCAUUACAGCGAGGCGGCGUACGACGAGAUCCGACUUCUGUCCGAAAUUAUGCAGGCGGAUCCCUACAAGACCCGCCAUUGUGCGAGGCUCAACGAUUAUUUUGAACAUGCCGGCCCCAACGGGACGCAUGUUUGUAUGGUGUUUGACGUUUACGGUGAGAACUUAUUGUGUUUGAUGGAGCGCUACGAAUACCGUGGGAUCCCUCUGCCCAUAGUGAAGUGCAUCACACGGCAAAUACUGAUUGCACUAGAACAUAUUAGCAGUAUUAAUAUUAUUCACACGGAUUUGAAGCCCGAAAAUGUUUUGCUUUCAACCCCCAAGCACUCGAUAAUAUCCUUGAUGCGGCACUACCAUCCACUGCCGAUGCAUCAACGCCCACGCCUGACCGAGCGCGACCCCAAAACGAUGACCAAAUCCCAACGACGCCGCUACUAUAAAAAAAUAGCCAAAGAAAAGGAAAUCAAACAAAAUGGCAAAUCAGAAAACGAGACGGCGAAGUCCGAUUCGUCCGAUCCGAGCGAGGCGAACUCGGAGGUUAGCAAGACGGACUCCGAAUGGGAGGUCGAGCGCUUCCAUCAUGUCAUACUAGCCGACUUUGGGAACAGUUGUUGGACCUACAAGCAGUUCACCGACGAGGUCCAGACUCGUCAGUACCGCUGCCCCGAGGUGAUUCUGGGUGAGCCGUAUUCAUCCCCGAUAGAUAUUUGGUCCUGCGCCUGCAUGAUUUUCGAGCUCAUCACCGGCGAAUUUCUCUUUGAUCCCAAAAAGGGCGACGCCUACUCGCGUGAUGAGGACCAUCUCGCGCUGAUGAGCGAGCUCCUCGGGGACUUACCCGAGGGCAUGCGGCUUGGCAAUGGGGAGUAUCGUGGGAACUACUACACCUCGAGGGGGGAGCUGCGGAAUAUAAAGGAACUCCGCUAUUGGGACCUGGAGGGUGUUCUCCACAAGCGCCACCGCUUCACGCGAAAAAAAGCAAAAGAGAUUGCAAACUUUCUUCUUCCCAUGUUGAUUUACACUCCCGAGAGUCGGGCCACCGCCAGCCAGAUGCUGCGCGACCACGAGGGCUUUUUCGAAAUCCAAGAGGACGACUACGAGCCCUUUUGCUUCAACUCGGUGGAGGUGGCGAAGUCGUGUAGUGAGGGGGACCCCCAAAGCAGCACCUCCGCCGAGGCGAGCGAGGCGACGUCCGAGUCGUCCUCCUUCACAGAUGAAAUCGACGGGUGUUUUGUUGAGCGGCGCAAGCCCAACGACUCGGAGCGGGCCGAGGCGUUUCGCUAUUGGGAGGAGCACCCGAUUCUUAACCGGACCUUCCUCGAAGGGCGGGGCUUGACCAUUGCCGACAUUCAGGCCGUGUUGUCGGGGAAGAUUCUUGACAGCCCCGCCGCGCAGGACGCCGCGAAUGAGGUGAUUCGAAUGUUGUCCGAGGAGACCGAGUGCCUUUCGACCGACAUCACGAGCGAUGGGUUUGCAGGGGAGGAAUCGGACGCGAACGACUCCGGGUACUUACCCGAAGAUGAAAACUCAAUAGACGAAAAGAUAACCGAGAAUGGUACUGGGGGAGAGUCAUCGUCCGAGAAAGUAUUAAAAGUCUAA
Molecule: messenger RNA, 2187 nt
Organism: Phytomonas sp. Hart1
Lineage: Eukaryota; Euglenozoa; Kinetoplastea; Trypanosomatida; Trypanosomatidae
Source: the annotation of a GenBank genome assembly